This is a messenger RNA of Adineta ricciae, 1137 nucleotides long. The record is from the annotation of a GenBank genome assembly. Lineage: Eukaryota; Metazoa; Rotifera; Eurotatoria; Adinetida; Adinetidae.
AUGAAUGACUUUGAAAAACUUCUCGCUCAACGGUGGCAAAAUAACAAAAAAGAUGUGCGCGACGAAAUCCAAUACCAUUCAUUUACUUUUAUUGAUCCCUAUGGUAACGAAAUGAUUGAAGAACACAUGGAUCAUGAACCCGUGAACAGUGUUAUUCAAAAAUUCACAAGAACCUACGUUCCAAAAUAUUUAAAAAAUUGGAUCCAGAUUGGUACGUUAACCGGCAGUGGUUUAUCUGCACUAGAUGAUUGUGCUUUAAAAUCAACGAUGUCAAAUUUUGUUGAUGAUGUUCAGUUUAUCGCCUAUGGAGAAAUUACUGUCUGGUUCGGACGUUACGACACACUUCCACCGCAAAAGUUCGUUGUCAAGGUUCUUCUAAAAGAUACUUUGGAAGAAAUCAAGACUCGAAUUAGAGACCAAUGUCGUGCCACAAACUUUGAACUACGAUUUAGUGAAAGAAGUGAAGCACGUACACCGACCGUCGAAAAUUGGAAUUCCAGUAUAGCACUCAAACCAGAGGAUACCAUCUUAUCGCGUCGAUUGUAUCAAGAUAACUAUAUUAUCAUGGCCAAAGUCAUACAAACGGCAUCGAACUCAGAUAAUACAUGUAGCCUGUUUGUUCAAACUCUUACCGGAAGAAAACUUUCAUUAAUUGUUACUUCAAUGACAGAUGUGACAGAUGUGAAACAGAUGAUACAAGAUACAGAAGGUAUUUCUCCUGAUCACCAACGUUUCAUAUAUGCCGGUAAACAAUUGGAAGAUGGUCGAAAAUUAUCAGAUUAUCAUAUUCCCAAUGAAGCUGUUGUCCAUCUAGUGCUUUCCCUACGAGGUGGAAUGUAUCAUUUUACUAGCGGUCGGCAAGACUUCAGUCAACUACCAAGUAGUUGUGCAAAUGCUAUCCGUAAUGUUCUUUCGUUUGAAACUAAAGACGUCGACGACUAUCAGCAAUUGUCAUCCGCUGAUUUACAAGAAUAUAUUUUACAAGCCAACAUGGUCUUAACGUCUUUACAUGGUAAAAUCAAAGCGAUUUAUGCUCCAUCGGAUCUUCCCAAUUUGAGAAACAUGAUUUUACCAGCACCUAUCGAUGAUGCACAAGAUGAUGACGACGACGACGACGGCUCUUCCAAUCAACAAUGA